GAACAUUUUGAACGCCAAUUUUGAGAUUGUUCGUUAAACGUGUGAAAUCGUACAUGAUAUAUAUAAUAUGCGUCACAGUUUUGUGUUAGGGGCAAAGUACUUGUGAAAACCAGUUCCAAAACGGUCGUGAUAUUGUUGUGUAAGUGUCAUAGAAUAACUUUCGUAAACAGAGGUGGGUAUUGCAAGGAGUGACAAUGGUAAAUAAUAUGGCAACGACAGAAGACUAAACUGUAGGCGAGUGAUACUUAUUACCAUAUUCAAAGAAUAGUGUUGAAAUAUUCAUUGCAUGAUUUAUAUCGUGUGACUGCAUGAAGGAAGAAAAGUUAUCUUAAAAGGCCUAAUCAGUGUUUGUUUUCAACUAUUGCCGAGAAAAAAAAAGAAUGUUUGAAAUGACAUUGACCAAGUGUUUCUCAACUCGUCGUCUUCUGGUUGACAUACUUGUAAUUGUUUUUGGAAUAAGCUCUUGGAUCGAGAUUAAUGGACUUUGGGUAGAACUUCCUUUACUGGUUUCUAAGCUCCCUGAACAAUGGACUCUAGGCUCAUAUAUUGUGGUCAUAACACAAGUGGCCAAUCUGGGACCCAUUACGUAUAGCUUGCUACGCAGGUUUUUCGUUUUAAAAACUCUGGAAAAGCCUACAAUUCACAUUACUCUAUUUAUUGGGACUACCUCGUGUUUACUACUAGCACUGUUCUGGUCCAAAACAACAUUGAUUGGAGGAGAAGAUCACAGCACAGCCUUGCUGACUCUAGCUUUUUGUUUGGCCUUGGUGGACUGUACGUCGUCAGUUCUGUAUCUACCAUUCAUGGCUCAUCUCCAUCAAAAGUACUUAGCGUCUUAUCUUAUCGGAGAAGGCAUGAGUGGCUUGCUUCCAAGUGUUGUAGCUCUCAUCCAAGGAGUCGGGGGAAACCCACAAUGUCGUAAUGCUACCGUUGCUAGUUUCGGGGCUGAACAAAACACAACCAUUUAUGAAAUCAAGCCGUAUUACCCUCCACCAAGAUUUUCAGUAGAAAUAUUUUUUACGUUCCUAUGUAUCAUGAUGACGAUGAGUUGGUUGUCGUUCUUACUUCUAAACAAGCUUCCGUCAAUAAAAGCUGAGCAAGUUCCAAUACCUGAGGUUCAAAGAAACUCGAGGAACGGUAAGGAAAGUGCAAACAACACCUGUUUGAUAUUAGAGCCUGACCAAGUCCUUUCUCUUGGUAUAAACCCAGAAGAUUUCUCAGCCAUAACUGAGAAGAACCAAAAAACACAUAUAUACACUGAAACACACGACGAAAAGGAAACAAAUGAGUAUUUAUUAAAGAAGAAGAGCGAUCAGAAGUUGGUUUUUGCAGUUUUUCUCUGCAUCCAAGGAUUUAUAUCUGCUCUCACUAAUGGCAUUUUACCAGCUAUACAGUCUUACUCAUGUUUACCUUAUGGAAACGUAGCCUUUCAUUUGUCUGUAACCUUGUCCAGCAUAGCAAACCCUACCGCCUGUUUUAUCGCCAUGUUUAAAUCCGUAAAGGACAUGGCAAGUAUUGUAAUCUUAACUAUCUUUGGAACAGCUUGUUCGGGAUACAUAAUGACGACAGCCAUCUUGAGUCCUAUACCACCAUUGGUGGAUGAGGCUAUCGGUCGUAUUUUGAUCGUUCUUAUUUGGAUCCUAUUUGUCGCUACUAUGUCCUAUGUUAAAGCCUGCAUUGCGGGAAAUUUGCGAGUACAAGGUGGACAAAAUGCGUUGUUUUUAUGUGGGGUUCUAACUCAAAUCGGGUCGGCUUUAGGCGCUACUUUAAUCUUUUUUCUGGUUAAUUAUGGAGAUAUUUUUCAAUCUUAUGUUCCGUGCGCAUAGUUAUAGGCACAGUAACAUGUAUUAAGAGUGUUAAUCAGGCGUUUUAAUUAAUUGUGUUAUUUAUAAAAUAGUAGGUUGCAUCUGACUUGUCGAUUAUGAGUAUAACUAAAAACUAGUUUCCGAAGUAGAAUCACAGCAUUGACACACCAUCCUGCCGGAGAACAUACAUUACUAAGACCACAGAAAACAUGCCUUAACUUCAAAAACGUUUUUGAAUUUGAAGUUUUAUGGACUGCGUUUGCCUGGAAUAUGGAACUCAAAACAGACCGAGACAGUGCCCACUACUAAAUACGGGAGUAUACAGAGACCGAGACAUUGUUCACUGCUAAAUAUGGGAGUAUACAGAGACCAGACAUUGUCCACUGCUAAAUGUGGGAGUUGACAGAGACCGAGACAUUGUCCACUGCUAAAUGUGGGAGUUGACAGAGACCAGAAUUGUCCACUGCUAAAUGUGGGAGUUGACAGAGACUAAGACAUUCUCCAUUGCUAAAUGUAGGAGUAUACAGAGACAGAGACAUUGUCCACUGCUAAAUGUGGGAGUUGACAGAGACAUUGUCCACUGCUAAAUGUGGGAGUUGACAGAGACCGAGAUAUUGUCCAUUGCUAAAUGUGGGAGUUGAGAGAAACCGAGAUAUUGUCCAUUGCUAAAUGUGGGAGUUGAGAGAGACAUUGCUAAAUGUGGGAGUUAAGAGAGACAUUGAACACUGAUAAAUGUUGGAGUUGACAGAAAUCGAGAUAUUUUCCAUUGCCAAAUGUGGGAAUUGACAGAGACCGAGACAUUGUCAACUGCUAAAUGUUUGGGGGUGGUUAAUAAAAGUGUUCCAAAACACGACAUUAAUGUCUUGACGAAUAGUUGAAUAGUUUAGUGUUUGCUACAUUGUUCAUAAAGUACUGGUAAUUUCAUCAAGAAAUCCCUGAACCUGACUAAAUAUUCGUCUCUAUUUUUGUAUAUUUUAGCUCUUAUGUUGGUGUCUGGUAAGUCUUAGGAAACUAAAAUGUAAUAAAAACUUCACAUAGGUAAAAUACCAUUUGUCAACUAAAGGUGUCGCUAUUACCAAUAAAUAGAAUAACAGAAAUGAAAUUAACAGAAUAAGAGAAAAAAAAAACAUGGAAAAAGAUUUAAGUUGUGAUUUAAAGGUAGAAACUAGAGUUACACCAGAACUGAUUGAAGUAGAUGCUUUUCAUAACUGAAACAUGCGUGAAAAAAAAACGACGUGUUAAGGAAACAAUGAAGUCAGAGCUACUUUAACUGUCUAGGGUAAUUAGACCAAGAACUCUUUACUUCUGUUAAGUCUUAUGUGUGAAAAUGCUUAAGCUGGGAAACAUGAUUUAAUAAUACGUAACAGGUAUGUUACUACCUCAAAAUAAAAAUUAUAAUGAUUAUAAUAACAUAAUUUUUACUA
This is a messenger RNA of Limulus polyphemus (Atlantic horseshoe crab), 3229 nucleotides long. RefSeq names its product riboflavin transporter 2-like. Gene Ontology annotation, biological process: riboflavin transport. The transcript has 6 exons. Gene Ontology annotation, molecular function: riboflavin transmembrane transporter activity. NCBI's taxonomy places the organism in Eukaryota, Metazoa, Arthropoda, Merostomata, Xiphosura, Limulidae. Gene Ontology annotation, cellular component: plasma membrane. The record is from RefSeq and is a predicted model, not a curated record. Bases 381 to 1826 code for a protein of 481 amino acids.